UUGAAAUUUGGUUUUCUUGCAACUUGUAGGGCUUCAGGCGAAGUGACGGGCGUUUCCGAUCGUUUAAUCGCCACUGACAAAGCUAUUCAAAAGCUCACCGCUGAUCUACAAACCAUUAGUUCACGGUGUGGUAGCCAGAGCCUGGACAUUCAAAACCUCUAUCAGGAAUUAAAAAACUUUGACAAUAAGUUUGAGAACAUCUUACGUACAGAAAUGCGGUCUAUUCAAACGGAAAUUCCAGGAAAUUAUUCCCAGAAAAAUCAGCUUAUUCAAAACUCUAUAAUGAACAAUGCAUUAGAACAACUCCAAGUCACCGUGACACAGCUUCAGAACAAAACUGAGCAAGAUGCUAGCAAUCGCCUAAAAUUUGAAAACACUGUAAACACCAGGUACAUUUCCAUAUCAUUUCAUUACACAAGACAUGGAGGAGAAAAUGUCAAAUUUGCGAACGGAAAUCGAAACAGUGAGUUGAACAGCCAAAAUAAUAUUCUUUUCGUUUUCCUUCAAAAUCGCAUGUUUCGGUUAUUCAUGCAGACUCUGAGCGCCUUCAACACCGCGAUUUCUCCGUGUGAGUCCAAACUGGCGGAGCUUGAGCUUAAAAUCAAAAAAUUUGAACAAGAUAUCCCUAAUGAAAUCACUGAACUUCGUGAAGAUCAGCAGGUCCAUCAGAAGAAACUGCUCAACUCUUUGUCUCAACUGGAUUUGGCUGUGGAGGUUCUGGAGCAGGGUUUGUCAGACGAGAAGGAGCAUUUGAAGGGUGUGGUUGCAGCUGAAAUAAAGGCUAGAACCUCAAAUAUUUAUUCAAUGCAAUCGAGGCUCCAGGAGCUUGAUGUGAAGGUCUGCGAUGCAGUCUCAAGGCUCAACUCUGGAAUGGACGACCUCAACGCAAAGACGAACCGGCUUGACGAAGACGUAAGCUCUUGCAGUAACAAUUUACUUGUUCAGUAG
Mesocestoides corti is the source of this 948-nucleotide messenger RNA. The record is from the annotation of a GenBank genome assembly. NCBI's taxonomy places the organism in Eukaryota, Metazoa, Platyhelminthes, Cestoda, Cyclophyllidea, Mesocestoididae.